GAGAGCUGAGCCACCUGGUGGUCACGCAGUCCCCACUGCUCCCCUCUCCAUAUCAUUGUCUGCAUGGUAUGGCACAGGGAUGUGCAUACAUAUGCUAGGCAAGAGCAGAGCCACGGGGGCAGGUACGCACUCACAACUACACAAGAGCUCUUGCAGAAUUGCACCAGUCUUCCAAAUCUGCAAUCUAUAUAGCCUCUAGCAUUUGCUACCUUAAGCUGUUUCUCUAAUCCAAGCAGACUACCAUCCUCCCAUUUCCUAUCCGUCUACCCAUUUGAAGAAGGGUUAUGGCCAGUGGUUGCCCCACAACUACCUCAAGCUCCCUUCUCUUCUUCUUCCUCCUCUCUUGCAUGCUUAUCAGCCAUGCUCUUUGCAACCAAGGUUACCAUGGCAGCACCUCAGAUGCAGAUUAUGAGGAACAACAUUACCAGGGACUGCCUGAAGAACAUAUAGACUUGCAAGAGAACAUGAAGGGUCCAAACAAGGAGAAACUGCCCAAGUAUGCAAGGAGAAUGCUGAUUGGUUCAAUAGCUCCAAUAUGCACGUACAACGAGUGCAGGGGUUGUAGAUUCAAGUGUACGGCGGAGCAAGUUCCGGUGGACGCAAAUGACCCUAUGAAUAGUGCCUACCAUUACAAGUGUGUCUGCCACAGGUGAUCACUAAUAAUUAUUAGGAGUUUCUAUGUUAUGAUAUUUCUUGGUAGAGAGUAGUAGUUCUUCAUUUUUCCUCUUUUUUUCCUUCUAUUCUCUUUCUCUGUUAAAAGGGCUUCACUUUUUCCUUCUUCUUUCUUACAAGAGGUUAGCUAGUAGCAAACUGGAGGGGCAUUUUGUACUUUAAGAUGUUUGGCUCAGUUUGUGAACUAGUAAUUUUGGGAGAAAAAUGGACUGAAAUUUUGAAAUCCGAAGAGCAGCUUAGUUGUGCA
Molecule: messenger RNA, 919 nt
Organism: Brachypodium distachyon (stiff brome)
Lineage: Eukaryota; Viridiplantae; Streptophyta; Magnoliopsida; Poales; Poaceae
Exons: 3
Coding region: 285-653 (122 amino acids)
Biological process (GO): positive regulation of stomatal complex development
Source: RefSeq, a predicted model, not a curated record